CACCUGGAGCAUGCCGGCAGCGGAGCGCGUCUCCCCGGCUGCGAACCCAGCUCGCGUCCCGCGAGGCGCGGAAAGGAGGGCAGGUUCAGAGGCAAACCAGGAACUGGGGUGGAAGAGCUGGGCUACUCGGGGUACAGAAAGUAGGAAACAUCAGAGUGAAAUGUUAGCGUGAGUGCAGUGGUGGAGGCAUCUGCAAAGGGAGGCAUGGCCCCGCUUCUCUGGUGGGGGAGGGUUGUGAGAGAGAGGGAACGAGCCCGUCUAUACGGUCUUGGGGAGUUGGACUUUGGAGGUGGUAGAGGAGGUAGAUUUGGGAGAACAGAGGAAAGGAGAGGUGUCGCCUUUGAGCGUCAAGUUCAUUUAUUCUAGCCUCUCAAAAGUAGCAGCUUGCAAAAACACAGCCAGAUCGUGUCCGUACCCAUGCCAUGCUGGAUUCACAAGACUCCUGGGGACUAUAAAGUGAAAAUGGCGCAACAAGAACCAGCAGAUUCUUCUCAAAAUACCAAGCAGUACAUUAUUUCAGAGGAGUUAAUUUCAGAAGGAAAAUGGGUCAAGCUUGAAAAAACAACUUACAGAGAUCCUACUGGUAAAACAAGAACUUGGGAAACUGUGAAGCGGACAACGAGGAAAGGCCAGUCGGCUGAUGGUGUGGCGGUCAUCCCCUUGCUGCAAAGAACCCUUCACUAUGAAUGCAUCAUUCUGGUGAAGCAGUUCCGACCCCCGAUGGGGGGCUACUGCCUAGAAUUCCCCGCCGGUCUCAUCGAUGAGAACGAAAGCCCAGAAGCAGCUGCUCUUCGGGAGCUCGAGGAAGAAACUGGCUACAAGGGCGACGUUGCUGAAUGUUCCCCAGCUGUCUGUAUGGAUCCAGGCUUGUCAAACUGUACCACACAUAUCGUAACCGUAACUAUCAAUGGAGACGAUGCUGAAAAUGUAAGGCCUAAGCCAAAGCCAGGAGAUGGAGAAUUUGUGGAAGUGAUUUCCUUACCAAAGAAUGACCUGCUGAAGAGACUUGAUGCUCUGGUAGCUGAUGAACAUCUGACAGUGGACGCCAGAGUCUAUUCCUACGCUCUGGCGCUGAAACAUGCAAACACGAAGCCGUUUGAAGUGCCCUUCCUGAAGUUUUAAGGCCAAAGGACAGUCGCCGUGUUUCUGUAACCAGGACACAGGCCUCCAUCAUUAAGACUUUGUAUUCAGCUUAGUUGCAAUGGAAAUUUGAAAUUAGUUUUUUCAUAAAAUAAAAGCACA
This is a messenger RNA of Eubalaena glacialis (North Atlantic right whale), 1242 nucleotides long. RefSeq names its product nudix hydrolase 5 (gene NUDT5). The transcript has 10 exons. The coding region runs from base 418 to 1122 and encodes 234 amino acids. The record is from RefSeq and is a predicted model, not a curated record. Gene Ontology annotation, cellular component: nucleus. Gene Ontology annotation, biological process: nucleoside phosphate metabolic process; ribose phosphate metabolic process. NCBI's taxonomy places the organism in Eukaryota, Metazoa, Chordata, Mammalia, Artiodactyla, Balaenidae. Gene Ontology annotation, molecular function: ADP-ribose diphosphatase activity.